GAAAAACGCAUACGUUUAACCUCGUUCGCCGAAUUUACGAUGGGUGCGCGCCGGCCGGAGGAGUCGCACUGGUUCGCCUCCGUGUAUGACCCGAUCGCUGCAGGGUCCAUCGACGGCGCCGAGGCCGACGUCGCGCACGACAAGGCCCUCCUCCGCGCCCUCAACGCGCCAUACGAUGCGGCGCGGGAUCCCAAGAUCGUGGGCGACCCGCUCUGCACGCUCUUUGUCGGACGAUUAAGCUACGCGACAACCGAGGAGACGCUGCGCAGCGUCUUUGGCCGCUUUGGCGAGAUCCGCCACUUGCGAUUGGUGCGCCAUGUCGUGACGCAGGAGAGCCGCGGGUACGCCUUCAUCGCGUUCGCCCGCGAGAAGGACUUUGAGGCCGCCUAUCGCACCACAAACCGAAUGCUUCUUGAUGGACGUCGGAUCCUCGUCGAAUUUGAGCGCGAGCGCAUCAUGCCGGGCUGGAAGCCUCGGCGUCUUGGCGGUGGUCUUGGUGGAAAAAAGGAGUCUGGCCAGCUGCGUUUCGGCGGCCGCGAUCGACCGUUCCGCGUCCCCAGAUCGUAGCACACUUCUUGCUUCAUUUCUACAACGCCUGCAGGUGUGCGGUCAAAUAUUCUCUGCCCAAGCGCGACGCAACCACGCUGGCCGAACAUGGUUCCCCUUCUCUUCGCCUUGAUCAAAUCCAACGCUAAUAGUUUGUAAGAAAGGUUUGUGUUGGCGACUAC
Molecule: messenger RNA, 728 nt
Organism: Saprolegnia diclina VS20
Lineage: Eukaryota; Oomycota; Saprolegniomycetes; Saprolegniales; Saprolegniaceae
Exons: 2
Coding region: 40-567 (175 amino acids)
Biological process (GO): mRNA splicing, via spliceosome
Cellular component (GO): precatalytic spliceosome; U12-type spliceosomal complex
Molecular function (GO): mRNA binding; snRNA binding
Source: RefSeq, a predicted model, not a curated record